UCCAACGCCUUAAAUCUCAACAAUCUUUGGCCAAAUUAACAAACCCUACUGUCUCUUCUCUCUCUUUAGUUUACUGAUUGGAAUGAAGCACUUCAUGCAGCCAAGAAACACAAUCUUGAGGGAAGUGAGUCACCAUCUCCAAACCCUAAUUCAAAAUUAAAGUCAUUGCGGAAGCAAAAAUCAUCCAAAGAAAACGCUCCGCCAUCAGAUCCGAACUCACUUCUUCCACCUUCUCCGGCAUCUUCCAAGAUUAAGAGUCCGCUGCCCUCACGCCCGCCCAAUCCACUCAAGCGCAAACUCGCCAUUGAUACACUUCCCGAGAACGUAAUGGUUGGGGUCCCCGACUCGGGUGUUCAAGUGAUAGUCCGAAUGCGACUUGUAAAUAAGGAACAGAAAGAAGGGGAGAUGAUAGUACAGAAUGUUGGCAAUGAUACUUUGGAAAUCAAUGGACAGACAUUCACAUUUGAUUCAGUUGCUGAAAUUGAUUCGACACAGUUGGAUGUUUUCCAGCUUGUUGGACUCCCUCUUUUUGAAAAUUGUUUAGCUGGAUUUAACAGUUCAGUGUUUGCCUAUGGACAGGGAGUGGAAAGACUUAUAUACCAUGUGGGGACUAGCUAACGCCUUGUUGGAAGAAAACUUAUCAAGUGAUCAAGAAGGCUUAACUCCCCGUAUUUUUGAGCGACUAUUUUCCCGCAUAAAGGAGGUGAGGUUCAAGUUUUUCAGGAUUCAACUUGUCGAGGUAUUAAUCCUUUGCAUUUUCAUGAUAUUAACCCCUUGUUAUUUCUUUGUAGAAACAAAUCAAGCAUGUUGAAAAGCAGCUAAAUUUAAUGGCACUAUUAAAAAUAAAAAAUUACAUGCACACUUUUAAAGAUCUCUCUAACUUGAGAUCUCUAAAAGUGUGCAUGUAAAUUAAAUGGUGUCAUUAUAAUUUAAUGAAGCCCUCACUAUUCGAACUGAGUCGAAUUAUUAUCAACUAAGAACUUAAUGAAGCCCUCACUAUUCGAACUGAGUGGAAGCAAUUCAGAGGGCAUCAUUCUGUAACUGUAUCCUAUGAUUACAUGAUCUGAGUCUGAUUACAGACCCCAAGAAAACGAGUUUCUCAUUAACAAAAAGGUUAAGUCGAACUUCAAAAGCAUUGCUGCUCCACCGUUGUGUGUGUGGAGAUGAUAAGAUGGCUCACACAGUGAAACCAAUUAAGGCAACCUGGUGGAAGCUUUAUAAAAUUUUCACUACUUAUAAAGUUGAACCAGUCUGAAAUUCCUCUUAAUUCAUUUAUUUUCCUUCAUCUAACAAAUUUUUCAAAACCUAAUUCCUAAUGAGGGGUAGAAAUUGGAAAUCAAUCUGAUGAAACUACGGUAAUGAAGGUGUAUGGGAGGAGAGGUAAGGGAGUUGGCAGCAGAUUAAAAAAAAAAGGGCGGUGACAGGUGUUGAGGAGUAUUUUUGGGCUGGGACAGAUGGCUUAUUGUGGUUGGUCAGGAGGGAAAUUCUGCUCGUUUUCAUUUGUGAAGUUUAUUGCGGGAAUAUACAAAAUAUAGUAGUUGUUAUUCUUUGUGUUUGGUUGCUUUUG
Messenger RNA from Pistacia vera, 1567 nucleotides. Its product is annotated as kinesin-like protein KIN-12A. The transcript is spliced from 4 exons. The record is from RefSeq and is a predicted model, not a curated record. Gene Ontology annotation, biological process: microtubule-based movement. Gene Ontology annotation, molecular function: microtubule motor activity; microtubule binding; ATP binding. The coding region runs from base 328 to 618 and encodes 96 amino acids. Lineage: Eukaryota; Viridiplantae; Streptophyta; Magnoliopsida; Sapindales; Anacardiaceae.